CUCUGCUUAAUUUUUGCUUCUCACACAUUAUAUUUAUAUAUAUAUCAAGAACCAAUCUUUAUCAGCUAGCGUUGGAAAGAAGAACAAGGUAAUCAAUUGAUCAAAUCAAGCAAUGAUUUCAAGGGUCACAUCUAGCUUCCAAAAUCAUCUUCAGAUGUUCCCUGAGCAUGAAGAAUUGGUGUCACCCUCUGUGGAAUCUGGGUCAGCUUCACACUCCAGCACCCUCCUCUUCAAUCUCUCUAUUCUGAAGGACAAGGUGAGCGAGGUGCAGACCCUAGUGGGUGUUAUUCUCUCCCCAAAUCAAACCCUUCCCGAGUCAACUUCCAUGGCCAUAUCCAGCAUGAACUCCACAAUCCAAGAAAUCCUAGUCACUGCCUCAUCAAUGAUGUUCGCCUGCCAACAGAUGGCUCACACAACCCCUUCUCCAGGUAUUAAUAAUAACACCACCACUACAUGCACCAACAAACUGCACCACCUCAACAAGUUAUUAUUGCCUCACUCAAACGCUAAUAACACAGCCAUAGAUAUGAGUGAGGGUUGUUUAUUUUCUAGCACCGAGUCAGAGACGCUGGACUGGUUUACUGAAAGCUAUAACAACAACGAUAAUAGCAAUAGCACUAAGGAAGAUGAUCCAGGCGUUGUGAUUACUGAAAACAACAUGAUUAUUAGGGAAGAACAUGAACUUAACGAAGAAGGGUAUAGAGGGGUUUCAAGAAACAGUGAUAUAAUCGAAUUGGAUGCUGCGGAUUUGUUGGCGAAGUACACGCACUAUUGCCAGGUUUGUGGGAAAGGGUUCAAGCGUGAUGCGAAUUUGAGGAUGCACAUGAGGGCUCAUGGGGAUGAGUACAAGACCAAUGCUGCAUUGAGCAACCCAAUUAAGAACAAGGGGAAGUUGGAAGGGGAAAGCGAGUUUUUGAUGGGUGUGAAGCCAAAGAGAUAUUCGUGUCCUCAAGAAGGGUGUAGGUGGAACCAAAAGCACGCCAAGUUUCAGCCAUUGAAGUCUAUGAUUUGUGCCAAGAAUCAUUACAAGAGAAGCCAUUGCCCGAAAAUGUAUGUGUGCAAGAGAUGCAACCAGAAACAGUUCUCUGUGCUCUCUGAUCUUAGGACACAUGAGAAACACUGCGGGGAUCUGAAGUGGCAGUGCUCCUGUGGCACUUCCUUUUCUAGGAAAGACAAACUCAUGGGCCAUGUUGCUUUGUUCGUGGGACACCAACCACUUAUCAACAACAACGUUGGUCUCUCGUCGUACUCUGCAAAAUUGGAGCACCACACAUUGCAAAUGCAGAUUGAUGCUGCCUCAAGAUGAUGGUGUUCAUAUAUAUCAAGAGGUGCUCUCUCUCCCACCUUCACAAUGCUGCUAAAUAAACUUGUAUGAGAAAAAACAAUGUACAAUAAAUUUAACUUUCUUUGUAAGUUAAUUAGAAAGUUAAUUAACUCGUGCUUAUUAUUAAUUUUAUAAAAGUUUUCUUGCUAAGAUUUUCA
This is a messenger RNA of Vigna unguiculata (cowpea), 1482 nucleotides long. RefSeq names its product protein SENSITIVE TO PROTON RHIZOTOXICITY 2-like. NCBI's taxonomy places the organism in Eukaryota, Viridiplantae, Streptophyta, Magnoliopsida, Fabales, Fabaceae. Gene Ontology annotation, biological process: response to aluminum ion; response to acidic pH. The record is from RefSeq and is a predicted model, not a curated record.